Messenger RNA from Melanotaenia boesemani (Boeseman's rainbowfish), 1123 nucleotides. RefSeq names its product methionine-R-sulfoxide reductase B1-A-like. The transcript has 4 exons. NCBI's taxonomy places the organism in Eukaryota, Metazoa, Chordata, Actinopteri, Atheriniformes, Melanotaeniidae. The record is from RefSeq and is a predicted model, not a curated record. Gene Ontology annotation, molecular function: peptide-methionine (R)-S-oxide reductase activity.
AACAGUCACUCAGUUGCUUUGAGUUUUAAGUAUAAAAGUAAUAAAUAUAAACAUUAAAAGACUUUUAAGCAAUUCAGCUUAUUUUGUUUCACAUUUUAAGAGAUAAAAAUGUUGCCAAGCAUUUAAACUGGUACAGUGGAUAUAAAAUCAUGUUUGUGAGAUGGCUACUACCACUAGGUGGAGGCAGUGACAACCAGAUCAGGCAUUACACAAGUGCAACAGAGCAGUUGACAUUUGAUCUAGGCUUUGCAGCUUUUUUCCAGUUUCAGCUGGGUGUCUCUUCUUUGUACACAAAGUGACACAGUGAAUCUAGUUGUGGCUUAAAGGAAUGGAGACAUCUGGCAUGGAUGAAAUGUCUUAUUGCACUUUUUCUGGUGGAGAAGUUUAUAAAAAUCACUUCCAGCCAGGUAUAUAUGUGUGUUCUGAAUGUGGCCAUGAGUUAUUUUCAAGCACUUCAAAGUUUGAGCACUCUUCUCCGUGGCCUGCCUUCUCAGAGACAAUCCAUGAGGACAGUGUCUCUAAACACCCUGAGGCAUGGGGACCUAUAAAAGUUUGCUGUGGAAAAUGUGGCAAUGGACUGGGUCAUGAGUUUUUAUAUGAUGGACCAAAAGAAGGACUCUCACGCUUCUGAAUUUUCAGCAGCUCACUGAUGUUUAUACCUAAAGAAGAGGUUAGAGGACAGAAAAGUGAGCUGUGAAAGAGACAACUGUUUCUUGCUGCUUAGGGUGUCCACAGUGGAUGAAGUGCUCUGGGAACAAGCCUUAUGGAUCUCCUAAGCACUGAUGGAUGGUGGCCAUGCAGGGCUGCAUGAAGAGAUAACUCAUUGGAAUAACUUUUUUAAGUCCAAAGUAUAAAAACAUGGAAAACUAUGCUUUAAUCUUUAACUUGUCUAUGCUGCACAGAGUUGGAAGCUGAUGAACAGCCAUUCAGUUUAAAUAAAUCAAUUCUGUCCUACAAUUCAGUGGAGCUGCAACUUUCAAAGUAAUGCUUCACUGUGUUCCUCCAGUUGUAUUGUCUGUGCGGAUAGGAGUGCAGAGUAAGUGUGAGCAGCCUGUAACAAGAACAUGUUUCACUGUCAUGCAUUUUUCUUACCUCAAAGGUGCAUUGUGUAACAAAAUAAAUA